Molecule: messenger RNA, 3049 nt
Organism: Danio rerio (zebrafish)
Lineage: Eukaryota; Metazoa; Chordata; Actinopteri; Cypriniformes; Danionidae
Gene: tbx6
Product: T-box transcription factor 6
Biological process (GO): positive regulation of DNA-templated transcription; epithelium development; regulation of DNA-templated transcription
Cellular component (GO): nucleus
Molecular function (GO): DNA-binding transcription factor activity; RNA polymerase II cis-regulatory region sequence-specific DNA binding
Source: RefSeq, marked validated
AUUAGAAGACAAGAAACACACAGAGAGAGAAGGGGAAAAGAAGACUUUGAAAGAGAUCUCCUCCAUUAUAGAAGCUCAGUGAAGCUUUGAUUUAAUAUUCGAUAAAGACAAACGUGAAGAAAGAGCAGACCGAGACAUGCUGGGUGUGGAAAUGUACCCUGGUUUGGCUCUGGGACCUCAGAGAUUGAGCGACUGCUAUUACAGAGAUCGAGAUGUGCCGUUGUACCCGUCCACAUGUGAGAUGGCAGCUCGCGCUCUUCCUCCUGCACUGCUAAAGCCUCAUGCAAACACAGACUCUCCUGCCACUCCACAGGACAGCGUGAGGAUGGAGCUGGAGAACGCGGGUCUGUGGAAGCAGUUCAGCACAGUCGGGACUGAGAUGAUCGUCACUAAGAAGGGCAGGCGAAUGUUUCCUCAGCUGCGGGUGAAGCUAUCAGGGCUGAACCCAUCUCUGCGCUACAUUCUUCUUCUAGACAUCGUACCUGUCGAUUCCUCCCGCUAUCGUUUUCAAGAUAACAGCUGGCAGGUGGUCGGAGGAGCAGAGGCUCGACUGCCGGACCGUGUGUUCAUCCAUCCGGACUCACCGGCGACUGGAGAACACUGGCAGAACCGCACCAUAUCCUUCCACCGGGCCAAACUCACCAACAACACGCUGGACGCACAAGGAUAUAUCAUUCUUCACUCCUUGCAUCGAUACCAGCCACGGGUGCAUGUGAUCGAGGCCCGUGAUGUGCUGAUGUGGGGAAGAACUCAGCACUCUUUCACUUUUCCUGAAACACAGUUCAUUACGGUCACUGCAUACCAGAACAACAAGAUCACCGAACUGAAAAUAAACUCAAAUCCUUUUGCGAAAGGCUUUAGAGAGAAUGGCAUGAACUGCAAGAAGCAAAGAGAGGCAAGGCUGAAGAGGAAAAUUACAUCCAGCCAAGAGGAAUGUUUGGAUAUUGAGUCAUGUGACCCAUGUGAUUCCACGGAGCUCCUCCCACAAUCUGUGGAUCUCCCAAGCUCCGCCCUCACCAUUAUGAACACCGCCCUUCCAAUUACAGACUCUGGUUUUCAUACAGAAGUGUCAUCUCACCCAGAUCAGACAGACUCUGACCAAACUCUUGUCCUUGAACAAGCCUUCUUGACCUCUGAGAUGCCCUCUUCAAUGGAGAGUCAACAACAGACAACCUCUGAAACUAACGUAAACAACGCACUGAUGGAUGAAACCGGUCAAAUGAUGGACCUUUCUGGAUACACAUCAUCUUUCCCAACUCCUCAGCUCAGCUCGCAUACAUCAGUGCCUCAGUCUUCUUCAAUGUAUUCUGUGGUGUCCUCAACGCAGAGCUCAGACCUUGAGCUUCCACAGGCCUCAAGUAUUUCAUCUCCACACUCUAUGCCUGCAUAUUCCUCUAUACCUUCAGCAGAGUAUCCUGGCGUAAAUUCCUCUACAGCUAUGCCUGCAUCUACAACCUCUCUCUCAGACUCAUACCCUUCUAUCUCACACUCCACCUCUUCACACCUUCUCCAAUCUUCAUCCUACCAUUCUCUUCUUCCAACAGACCAAUCCCAAGACAACCUAAGCCCCCAUACACCUACAAAUCCACCUUUCCAAUCAAUCCCUGCUUGUCAAGGUACCAGGUUGACUAUUGACUCUGGCCAAAAUCAGGUGGAUGAUGGAGGUUUGAGCUCAGCCAAUGCGACAACUCCUGCAGUCCCAAACCCAACCCAAACAGCCUUUCCUUUCCCUCCGGUGCAACCCAACAAUGACCCUGAUCCAACAUCCCCUUCAUGUCAAAGUCUACCCCAGUCUGCCUUACCAUAUCAGCAAGUGUCACAAUGCAACCAAAUUCCCACCCCCUCUGAUCCAAAUACAACUCCAACCGCAUUUCCCUUCCCUCCAUCAGAACAGUCCACCCCUAACUCUAUUAUGGUAUCUUCCAAUCCAAACACAACAGCCUUCCCCUUUCCCCCUGUUCAGCAGCAACUCAACUUGAGUACCUCUGGACCUAGUUCUUUUCCAGUUUCCCAGUCCUCUGGGUUAAACGCAAUUCCAAAUCCAGUACAUCCAACAACUGGAUCAUUUUCCUUCCCUUCCACCAGUGCUAUCCAUCAAGGCCCAAUGCAGUCUGUUCCCAACACAUUGCACCCUAGCACAGCAUACACAUUCCCUUCAUCUCUGCCCAAACACACUGGUCCUCUCCCAAACCCUGCACCAACUUCUUACCCCUUCCCAACUCCAAUCCCACCAGGUCCACAUCCUCUCCAGAGUUUGACCCUCCCCUCAUCCUGCUCAAUCCCGAAUACAUCCCAAAUUCAAUCCACCUUUCCCCAGUCAUACCAUAAUCCAUCCUUCUCUCACAUUCCACCCCAAAUGGCAAACCACUCUCAAAUCACUUCCCAGUCCUUUCCCCCUCUCCAAACCUCAAGUGCCCCCCAGUUACUAUCUCAAUCCUCAACUCACCCCCAAUGUCCUCCUCCUUCAAACGCAUACCCUGCCGUAGCUCCAACUGAGAUAGGCACCUUCCCACAACUCAACUCUGCCGCCCCCUAUCUACCAGAUGUGGUACUGCACCCUUCCAUACUUCCUUCUCUCGACCCCUCACUCUCCUCCUCUGCUCCGCCAUCCCUUUAUAACCCAUUUCCUUCCUACUCACUACGUCUUUGCCAGGAUCCUCGGUCCUCCCUGCAUUUACCCCUCAGGCAUAUUUAUAGACAGCCACAACAUGCUCAUGGUCAGGGCUCUUACUUUGACCUUGGAGGACGAACAGUGUUCUGAAGAGAAACAGAAACAUGACAAGCAAGUCAAGAGCUGGCAAGUGACAUGUCUGGUGAUGGAAGCACUGCAUCGGAGGACCUGUGAGACAACAAGAGAUGAACCAAAACACUGUAGUUUAAAGUGUAAAAUUUUAAAGUAAACCCUGAUUCUGCUGUUCUUGAAAUAGUUUCAAUGCUUUUGUGUGGUUUUAUUCAGAGUAAUGCUUGAUGAAGUUGAAUAAUGAUGUAUAUUUUUUUCGUAUUUCUCUUCAUACCCUUGAAUUACCAAAUAAAAUUUUAAUGAGUUUAA